This is a messenger RNA of Periophthalmus magnuspinnatus, 2093 nucleotides long. Its product is annotated as UDP-glucuronosyltransferase 2C1-like. Gene Ontology annotation, molecular function: UDP-glycosyltransferase activity. Lineage: Eukaryota; Metazoa; Chordata; Actinopteri; Gobiiformes; Gobiidae. The coding region runs from base 234 to 1820 and encodes 528 amino acids. The record is from RefSeq and is a predicted model, not a curated record. The transcript is spliced from 2 exons.
GAGCGCGAGGGGUUAACUGUUUCAGAGCAGAGUAAACAAAUCACUUCUGGACCCUGUGCUUUACUCCUUGGCUCGUGGUAAUGUUGUUGUUGUUUGACCCUCCUGAAAUUAGGAACUGAACGGAUUCGGAAACAGCCUCCGACUGUUGGACCAUAGACUGCAGCAUUCAGCUCUGCUCUAGGAGUCACUUUCUGCACACGCCUCAUUCAGUCUUGUAACGUGCCUGAAUAACUAUGAAGUUGUCUUGCUUUUGCAGUGCCAUGCUGCUCUUUCUUCUUUCCAGACUCAGAGACUGUGAUGGCGGAAAUAUCUUGGUAUUUCCAAUUGAAGGAAGUCAUUGGGUAAACAUGGAUGUCAUGAUAAAGGCACUGCACUCUAGAGGCCAUAAUAUUACUAUUAUACGCUCCAGUCAAAGCUGGUACAUCAAAGAGAGCUCAUCUUAUUACAAGACUAUUACUGUUCCAGUGGAAGAAAGUAUCAUUAACAAAGAGUUCAUAACACAUAUCGUUAAAAGUGCCAUGGAUUAUGAAAGAGGCGCUCUUCCAUUGAUGAAUUUUCUUCACUCAACAGUUGGGAUGUUCAGCACGUGUAUUGAAUUUCACGAAAAUGUGUGUAAAUUUGUGGCAGCAAUCCUUGAUAAUGAAGGGCUGAUUAAGAACAUGAGGGCCAGCAAUUUUGAUCUUAUGUUAACUGAUCCUGCCUGGGGUGGUGGUGUCAUUUUAGGCAAAUAUUUGAAUCUUCCAUUGGUCUACAAUGUUCGCUGGCUUAUUUUACAAGAUGCACAUUUUGCUCUUGCUCCUUCGCCUAUCUCUUAUAUCCCUAUAACAGGAACAGGUUUUACUGAUAAGAUGACUUUUCUGCAGAGAGUCAAGAAUGUGAUUUUACAUGUCAUCACACAAACGCAGUACUCUCUUGUUGUGGCGAAAACAUACCAGCCACUGUGUGAAAAAUAUUUUGGACCAAGCAUCAACUUUAACAAUUUAGUUGUUGAUGCAGACAUCUGGUUAAUGAGAGCGGAUUUUGUGUUUGAGUUUCCACGUCCUACGAUGCCUAAUAUGGUCUAUAUGGGAGGGUUCCAGUGUAAACCUGCUCAACCGCUCCCUCAGCACUUAGAGGACUUUAUUCAAAGUUCUGGAGACCAUGGAGUUAUCCUCAUGUCUAUGGGGACGUUUGUGAAUGAACUUCCUCAUGACCUGACAGAUGACAUUGCAGCAGCUUUUGCCAAGUUGCCACAGAAAGUCAUCUGGAAACACAAAGGCUACAGACCGGCCUCUCUGGGAAACAACACUUUACUUGUGGACUGGAUGCCUCAGAAUGACAUCCUGGGACACCCCAAGACCAGACUGUUUGUGGCUCACGGAGGAACAAACGGUGUUCAAGAAGCUAUGUAUCAUGGAGUCCCCGUAGUGGGUGUGCCUGCGUUUUUUGACCAAUAUGAUAACUUACUGCGCCUUCAAGCAAGAGGAGGGGCUAAAAUACUCACUCUGUCCACAGUAAAUAAAAAUAGCUUUCUUAGUGAUAUUCAAGAAGUCUUAUCUGACCAAUCAUACAGGGAGAAUAUGCAGAGACUGUCCAGGCUGCACAGAGACCAGCCAAUAGAGCCACUGAACAGGGCAAUCUUCUGGAUAGAGUUUGUCAUGAGACACAAAGGAGCUGCUCAUUUGAAAUCUGACUCCUACAAAAUGGAGUGGUAUUUCUAUCACUCUAUUGAUGUGGCCUGUUUUUUAGCUGGAAUAUUGGCACUUGUUCUUGUAACCACUGUGAUGUUGAUUAGAUGUUUACUUUAUGUAUUGUGCAAAAACAAAGCCAAACAAGAUUGAUUUGUAAAAUCUGAAAAUAAUCAAAUAAUCAAUAGCACUAUUUUAUGAAAAACAUAAUUUUGUAGAAGCAGCUUUUACCAUGUUCAAAUAAACAAAAAAAACCCAACAUACAUACAGCAGCUUGCGUAUGUCUUUUGGAAUACUUGCACACACACUUGUGCACUUUUUAUUGUGUGUGUCUUGAAGUGGUAAUUUUCUAUAUUUGUUCUAUUUAGGGCUGUACAAAGUAUCAAAUGUGAGUAGUAAUAAUAUGAUAAAUGGAUGCAGAUUGUU